AGCAGUUCUGCUCGGGGCUGACAGGGACCCAAUGGGACUCUCCUUCUGCAGGAUCCGAUUUCUCUCUGACAGAUUCGCCCUCAGGGCAUUCCCAUGGUAACGGGCUGCGCCGCUGCUGCAGGUGCCCCUGUGUGUCAAGGCCCCGGCCUGGAAAUACCCCGAGGUACAAGGUAAAUCCAAUGGUAACAAUGGGCCAAGCGGCUACCAAUGGGUCGGACAAGAAGCCACGUGGCAUCUCCAAACUAAAGGUGUUUAUCUUCGCCCUGUCGUUCGCCUACGUGGCCAAGACCCUCGCCCUCGCCUACUCCAACAGCGUCAUCACCCAGAUAGAGCGGCGCUUCAGCAUCCCCUCCUCCACCGCCGGCUUCAUCGAGGGGAGCUUCGACAUUGGGAACGUGCUGCUCAUUGCCUUCGUCAGCUACUUCGGCGCCAAACUCCAUCGCCCCAAAGUGAUCGCCUUGGGGUGUCUGAUCAUGUCCCUGGGGAGCUGCCUGGAGGCCCUGCCCCAUUUCCUCAUGCCCAGGUACGAAUACGGGAGCGCAGUCUCGUCACCAAACCAGACUACAAGUGGGGCCCCUCUCUGUCUGGCCAAUCACAGUCUCUCUAGCAGCGCGGAGCCUCAAGGAGAAUGUCGGGGCGGCUCCAUGUCCCUCAUGUGGAUCUUUGUGCUGGUGGGAAACCUCCUGAGGGGAAUCGGGGAGACCCCCGUGGAACCACUUGGCCUCUCCUACAUCGACGAGUUCUCCCAAACGGAAAACUCCCCCUUCUAUAUCGGGAUAAUACAGACGCUCUCUAUCGCCGGGCCGCUCCUGGGGUACCUAUUGGCCGCUCUCUGUACAAAGCUCUAUGUGGAUAUCGGAUCUAUAAAUCUGGAUGAGGUGACAGUCACACAAAGAGACAUCCGAUGGGUCGGCGCCUGGUGGGUGGGGUUUCUUGUGAGUGGAGCCGCGUGCCUAUUGGCUGCUCUUCCCUUCUGGUGCCUCCCAAGGUCUCUGCCCAAAGAGGGGGCAGAAAAUGGGUCAGAACCAAGUGAGACCGUCGCCCUGGCAACUCCGGAACCGCAAGGUCCAAAUACCCCAACGAAACCAGCACUCGGCCUGCGGGAAUUCCUGCGGAUGAUCCGGGGGCUGUUCCGGAAUAAGAUCUACGUGCUGUUCAUGAUCGUUACGGUUCUGCAGUUUAACGCCUUCUCCGGGUACAUCGCCUUCCUGCCCAAGUUUGUGGAGCAGCAGUACGGGAAGUCCUCCUCCGAAGCCAUCUUCCUCAUAGGUGUGUACAACCUGCCCAUAAUAAGCCUGGGGUACUUCCUGGGCGGGUACUACAUGAAGAGAUUUAAAGUUUCCACCUAUCGGGCGGCUCAGAUCGGCUUCUACUCUGAGAUCCUCACGUAUCUGAUCAAUUACUCUGCCUUCUUCAUGGGCUGCGAGAAUUCCCUGGUGGCGGGUGUGACGGUGUCGUACGGGGGCACUGGGGACAUCUCCUACAGCCAAAACUUUACCUCCGGCUGCAAUGCCCCCUGUGGGUGCCCCGGGGACGUGUGGGACCCCGUGUGUGGGGAGAAUGGUCUGGCCUAUAUCUCUGCCUGCCACGCCGGCUGUGCCACGUCUGUAGGAGAGGGGCAGAACACACUGUUCUGUAUGUUGGACUCCCCCAGAUCUUCCACAACUGCAGCUGUGUGUGGGCCUCCCCCUUCCCAACCAAUGGCAGCGCGGCGCUGGGCCAGUGCCCCCGGGAGGAGAUGUGUGACACCAUGUUGGUGGCCUUCAUGGUCAUGUCCUUCGUCUGCUGCCUCAUCUUCUCCUUCGGAGCCAUGCCGGCCUACAUGGAGCCUGAAACCUGAAGAAAAGUCACUGGGACUCGGCCUCCAUCUACUGACAGCGAGGAUUCUGGGUGGGAUCCCCUCGGUAGUUUCGUUCGGGGCGCUGGCGGACUCCACGUGCCUGAAGUGGGGGGUUCUGGGGUGCGGGGAGCGCGGCGCUUGCCGUAUGUACGACACAGACUUAUUCAGAUACCUGUUCCAUGGGAUAGAGAACAUCAUCCGGACCAGUUCCUACAUUCCCUGCGUUCUGAUCCUCCUCAUCCUGAAACGAGAGCAAGCUCCGCAGGACAGCGCCCCGCCCACAGAGAGAGUGGGAGGGACUAGAGACGACUCGGUCACAAACACAGAGAUUUGAUCCAACUGAAAUAAAAAGUUUUUAUUAAAAGAAACAUAAACCCAGGACUGAGAAAUAUUUUCCCCAAUCCACAGGCAAAACGACCAAUCCGAUCACUUUCCUAAAUCAACAAUCGGCCCCGGAUUUAAAUACAAAUAAAAUAAAUAUUCAUCAGAUUCUAAAAUA
Xenopus tropicalis (tropical clawed frog) is the source of this 2339-nucleotide messenger RNA. It is a transcript of the gene slco1a2, whose product is annotated as solute carrier organic anion transporter family member 1A2. Gene Ontology annotation, biological process: transmembrane transport. Gene Ontology annotation, cellular component: plasma membrane; membrane. The transcript has 15 exons. Lineage: Eukaryota; Metazoa; Chordata; Amphibia; Anura; Pipidae. The record is from RefSeq and is a predicted model, not a curated record. Gene Ontology annotation, molecular function: transmembrane transporter activity; serine-type endopeptidase inhibitor activity. The coding region runs from base 180 to 2174 and encodes 664 amino acids.